This is a messenger RNA of Aplysia californica (California sea hare), 3069 nucleotides long. Its product is annotated as beta-galactosidase. The transcript has 17 exons. Lineage: Eukaryota; Metazoa; Mollusca; Gastropoda; Aplysiida; Aplysiidae. Gene Ontology annotation, cellular component: vacuole. Gene Ontology annotation, biological process: carbohydrate metabolic process. The coding region runs from base 8 to 1999 and encodes 663 amino acids. The record is from RefSeq and is a predicted model, not a curated record. Gene Ontology annotation, molecular function: beta-galactosidase activity.
UCAGAAAAUGGCGGUUUCCACUUUUGCUUCUAUCAUGAAUUCAAGCUUGUUCAUCAUUGUUUGUGUCUUUUUGUUGGGUGCUAAGGUUUCUUGUGAAAGGACAUUUGAGGUCGGCUACCAAAAUGACACUUUUCUCAAGGAUGGAAAACCAUUUAGAUAUGUUGCUGGGAGUUUUCAUUACUCUCGUGUGCAUCCUUACUACUGGGAAGACAGAUUCGUUAAGAUGAGAGCUGCUGGACUGAAUGCUGCACAGGUAUAUGUUCCCUGGAAUGUACAUGAGAAGACUCCAGGGGUUUUCACCUGGGAUGGUGCAUCGGAUUUGGGUCGCUUCCUCUCACUGGCACAGAAAAAUGAUUUGGUUGUUUUACUACGUCUUGGACCUUAUAUCUGUGGAGAGUGGGAAUUUGGUGGCCUCCCAGCGUGGCUGCUCAACGAGAAUCCUGAUAUGUUUUUCCGCACAAGUGAUAACUCCUAUAUGAGGUUUGUGUCUCGAUGGUACGAACAAUUGUUGGAGAAGAUAAAGCCGAGCUUGUACAUAAAUGGAGGACCAGUGGUCAUGGUACAGAUAGAGAAUGAGUACGGCAGUUACUUUGCUUGUGACCGAGCCUAUACAGCCUCUCUCCGGGACAAGGUCAGGGAGAUUCUCGGUAAUGACGUCGUCAUCUAUACAACUGACGGUGCUGGAGACGGCUACCUGAAGUGUGGAGCCGUGCCCGGUGUUUAUGCCACGGUUGACUUCGGAACCACGUUGGACCCUGCAGCAUCCUUCAAAGCACAGAGAGACUACGAGCCACAUGGACCCUUAGUGAACUCUGAGUUCUACACAGGCUGGCUUGACCACUGGGGCUACCCACACUCAACGACAGAUAGAACCAGAGUGGCCAAGAGUCUAGACCUGCUGCUGGCUUACCAGGCAAAUAUAAAUAUGUACAUGUACAUUGGGGGAACAAACUUUGGUUUCUACAAUGGUGCUAACAGUCCGCCAUACCAGCCUGUGCCCACCAGCUAUGACUAUGACGCACCCAUCACCGAAGCAGGAGACAUCACUGAAAAGUUUUACGCUGUUAGAGAUAUUGUGUCUAAAUAUCUGCCUCUUCCUCACAUACCAAUUCCAGCCAAUACCACCAAGACAGCAUACGGCGUAGUCCCCAUGAGCUUUGUUUCGACAGUACAGGAUGCUCUGAGUGUUCUGUGUCCUGAGGGGCCUGUGCGAACAGCUUACCCCAUACCUAUGGAGAGGAUCAAAUUUUAUUUUGGCUUUAUCCUGUAUCGCUUCAUCCUGACCAAGGACUACUCAAGUCCUACGAUUCUCUACACUCGAGGAAUCCGAGACAGGGCGGUGGUCAUGGUCAAUGCUGUACCUUUUGGCAUCCUGAAAAGAGAGUUCCAGAUGUCUGUGAACAUCACAGGCAGUAAAGGACAGGCGGUGGACAUUUUAGUGGAGAACCAAGGCCGUAUCGGUUUCUCCACCAACAUGAACUUCAAUAUCAAAGGAAUUGUAGAGAAUGUAACCCUUGGAGGAGAACUGGUGAGUGACUGGUGGAUGUACCCCCUGCACCUGGAGAACAUCAACGGGACCACCAACAUUCCUAGAAAACUGACUCACAGCGUUGCACCACGUUCGUCUGAUGGGACAAUGACGACACCCUCCAUCUACGUAGGUGAGAUUGACAUGCCAGGCUCUACGGAGCCACAAGACACCUACUUGGAUCCUCGGCCGUGGGGAAAGGGCCAGGCCAUCAUAAACAACUUCAACCUUGGACGUUACUGGCCAAAACGUGGACCUCAAGUGACCUUGUACGUUCCGAAACCCGUUUUUGUCAACCCUCCAGCUGUGAACAGACUCUACCUGUUUGAAGUUGAUUCAGCACCGUGUUUUGACAGUACUGGGGAUGACGGCUGCAAUGUCACCUUCACAGACACUGCCUAUAUAGAUGGCCCAAACACUCCGGACACUGUUUCUUCUAAAUUUGAGAGUUAUAAGUUGACUCAUCAUUAAUGCUUUGUCCGGCAAUGUACUUUUUGGGGGCAGUUCUUCCAUUUUUUUAAAACAUGGUGAAGCAAGCAGGUUGAACGUUCCAUUGAUCUGUGAAUGCUAAAUUCAUUUGCCUUUUACACAUAUGCUCGGAAAUCGUUUGCAAGGAGAAGCAUGCCGUACUUAAGCAAGAGAUUAGAAUUUUACCUGGACCAAAGUAAUCAUCUUGUUAGGAAUUUGCGUACCAUAAUCUCUACUCAUAAUCAGAUAUGAAUUCCUUUUUGUGUUUUGUUUUAGUUGUUUUUUUAAACCCCAUUGCCUUUACUACCUCUGGUGGUGCUUUUCUAUGAGCUACUACAGAUUUAUUGAGGUCUCAUGUGAUAUUGCCAGUUUCAUAUCUCUGACGAUUUAGAGGUCUUUGAUCCGUAUAAUUGAUUAUUUCUGAAGACCUCUGUCAGGGUCUGUAGAAUCAUCAAUAUACUACAAAUGUGUCUGAUAGUGAUAAUUUCCAGUAUUAUUCUUUGUGCUCAAUAAGCAGAGUCAGUGUAAUUUUCUCAUGUGCUGUGUUUUUUGUAUUGAUGACCGGUGCCUUUCAAUGACAAUGAGACGUGAAGUUGACUGCAGUACAGUCAGCAUUGGCUCAGAUAGCCACCCAUUGUCAAGGAGAAAAGUGACUGUCUUAGACAGGUUGGUGUCUUACAAGGUGUCUUUGUAAUAUAAAAAAUGCACAAAGGGGGGAGUGGGAAACGUCUGUUUGUACAGGUGAUUGUCUUAUACAGGUGGCCACGAGACCAGGUUUGAGUGGACUUCUUUUGUUUCGUGUUAACGUGAAAGUCUAGAUAACCAAACUAGUCAUUUAUUAUCAACCACAAGGGGCUUUCUGAAAUCUGUUAUGAGGCUUGCAGAAAUAUGUCAGAGUUCUUUGUUUGCAUCAAAACUUAUGUGCUGAAUAAGUAAGGAAUAUUUUGAAGCUUUUGAGUUGAUUGACAUUCUUAGUUUUCAUUCUGAAAUUAAUUUCGUAUUGUAAUGAUCUCUAGAAAAGUGUUUAUGGAAUAGAACUAUUAAACCCUCGGUGUGGACAAAUAGGAAGGAAA